Molecule: messenger RNA, 4120 nt
Organism: Equus caballus (horse)
Lineage: Eukaryota; Metazoa; Chordata; Mammalia; Perissodactyla; Equidae
Source: RefSeq, a predicted model, not a curated record
GAUCUCUCUGUCUCAGUUUCUUUACCAGCCGUUCUUGGGGAAACUCAACGCCCCCAUUCUUCUUUCCCUCACACUUCCUGCUGGAGAGGUUCCGUCGGCCUCUCCUCUCCCAGAUCGGACCUUCCUGGGGUCCUUAGUCUCCUUAACUGUCCUCCUUCGAGAGGGCGACUUUGGUUUUGCUGGUGGAAGAAACGAGGCUCAGAACUUGAGAAGACAUCUGAGGUGCACACAUUCCUAUCUCCAACAGCUUUGGGGUCUUGAGCAUAUGCGCUUUCAGCUAUGCCUGAGGAAGAAGCUGUAAGUGCCAACCGCCCUGGACCCAACCCCUCUGAACCAGACCAGACCAACAAGAAUGACGCCUACGCAGACAGACGGGGAGUUGUAAUAAAGCAUCUGGAAAGGAAGUAUGGUACAGUUCGGAAUUUUUCUCGGAAACACAAAACCACCCUUCAGUACAUCUUCUGGGGCAUCUUAUUAGCAGGUUACCUGGCUAUGGUGAUCGCCGCGUGUGCCCUCAACUUUCAGAGAGCCGUUCCUCUGUUCGUGAUCACUGUGGCUGCCAUCUUCUUUGUGGUCUGGGAUCACUUUAUGGCCAAAUAUGAGCAUCAAAUUGAGGAGCUCCUGUCUCCUGGCAGAGAGUUUCUGGACGACCAUUGGUCCUGGCUGAAGUGGGUGAUUUGGAGCUCUCUGAUCCUGGGAGUUGUUUUCUGGCUGAUCUUUGACACCGCCAAAUUGGGCCAACGGCAGCUGGUGUCCUUCGGUGGGCUCAUAAUGUUCAUUAUCCUGAUGUUUCUAUUUUCCAAGAACCCAACCAAAGUUCGCUGGAGGCCUGUCUUUUGGGGAAUUGGGUUACAGUUUCUUCUUGGGCUCAUAAUACUAAGGACUGGCCCUGGACUUAUGGCUUUUCAGUGGUUGGGCAAACAAGUUGAGACCUUCUUGGAACACACUGACGCUGGUGCUUUAUUUCUCUUUGGUGAGAACUACAAAGACCACUUCUUUGCAUUUAAGGUCCUGCCAAUGGUGAUUUUUUUUGGCGCCAUCGUGUCCCUGCUCUACUAUCUCAGACUGAUGCAGUGGAUCAUUAGAAAGAUUGGAUGGGUCAUGCUGGUUACUGUGGGAUCAUCUCCUAUUGAAUCUGUAGUUGCUGCUGUCAAUAUAUUCGUCGGACUUGCAGAGUCUGCACUGCUGGUCCGACCGUAUUUACCACACGUCACCAAGUCUGAACUCCAUGCAAUCAUGACCGCUGGGUUCUCUACCAUUGCUGGAAAUGUCUUAGGCAUAUACAUUUCUUUUGGGAUUUCACCUGCCCACUUAUUAACUGCCUCAGUUAUGUCAGCUCCCGCUUCAUUGGCUGUGGCUAAACUCUUUUGGCCUGAGACAGAAACACCUAAAAUAACCCUCAAAAAUGCCAUGAAAAUGGGAAUGAGUGAUUCGAGGAAUCUCCUAGACGCAGCAUCACAUGGAGCAUCCUCAUCCAUCUCUGUGGUAGCACACAUCGCUGUGAAUAUGAUUGCCUUCGUGGCGCUGCUGUCUUUUGUGAACUCAGCCCUGUCCUGGUUUGGAAACAUGUUUGACUACCCACAGCUGAGUUUUGAGAUAAUAUGCUCCUACAUCUUCAUGCCCUUUUCCUUGAUGAUGGGAGUGAACUGGCAAGACAGCUUUAUGGUUGCCAAACUCAUAGGUUAUAAGACCUUCUUCAGUGAAUUUGUGGCCUAUGAGUACCUCUCAAAAUUGGUGGAUUUAAGGAAACGAUCUGGACCCAAAUUUGUGGAUGGUGUCCAGCAAUAUAUGUCAAUUCAUUCUGAGACAAUUGCCACUUACGCUCUCUGUGGCUUUUCCAAUAUCUGUUCCCUAGGAAUGGUGAUCGGCGCAUUCACAUCCAUAGCUCCUACCAGAAAGCGUGACAUCGCCUCAGAAGCAGUGAGAGCUCUGAUCGCAGGGAACACUGCCUGCUUCAUAACUGCCUGUAUCGCAGGCAUCCUCUCCAGCACUCCUGUAGACAUCAACUGCCAACACAUUUUAGAGAACACCUUUGCCUCUGGCUUACCUCAAAACACAACCGAUGUGGUGUCGUGUUGCCAGAGCUUAUUGAGCAGCACUGUUGCCAAGGGUCCCAGGGAGGUCAUCCCAGGAGGAAACCACAGCCUGUAUUUUUUGAAGAGCUGUUGCAAAUUGUUGAAGCCAUCAACACUGAACUGCAGUUGGAUUCCUAAUACAUUUUGAGUUCAGCCACUUCUCCAACAGAACUGUAAGUGCAGAUGCUGAACUUUCCGCAUGGGGGAGAAAAAAAAGUUAUUCUCCACAGAUUGAUACUUCCAUCGUGGAGUCAGCUUUACCUGGAAAGAAGAAACACAGGAGUGCACCCUUCAGAUCUAGAGCAUCUCCCUCCCCUCCUCAGCCCCUUCCCCGCUGAGAACUACUAUAGUGUCCCCAAGUGAGGUGUUGUCUCCAGUACCCCAAAUGUCUUCUGACCUUGGAAUUUCAGGACAUUUGACCAGAAUGCAGGUAUAAAUGAUGGCUCACAACAACUGGGCUAUACUCAGUAUAACUAAGCCAUACUCAGUGUGAGUCUCUGAGUAGUCCAGAGUGACCCACUUUAAAAACAUCUCAGGUGAUGUCUCUGCUUUCACCCUGGCUGAGCUGAAACAGCCUAAAUGUGAAUCUCAGGUGGAGGAGGACCAGUCACAUAUCACCCACUCAUUACCUGCCCUGGAAAAAGUCCUGCAGAAAUCAGGAGUCCUUCAGGAGAGCACCUAGAACAUUCCAAAGCUAGGUUUUAAAUGCCGUGUGCUUCAAGUCAGCUUAAGCUGAAAUAUGCUGCAGUAACAAAUAAUUCAAAGACCUUGAUGGCUUACAAGUUUAUUUUCACUUAUAUUAUGUGUUUAUUGAGGGCAAAUUUUGGCCAUACUCCAUGUUGUCGUCAUUUCCAGGACCCAGGCUAAAAGAGCAACCCCUAUGUGGGGCAUGUUGGUCUUAUGGGAGAGGGAAAAGAAAGAUGAGGACCACAUUAUGGUUCUUAAAACUUCUGCUAGGAAGUGACACCCUUCACUUCCACUACCUCCCAUUAUCAAAAGCUAGUCAUGUGAAAAGCAUGAGACAAUAGCCAUAGAUGAAUUAUCCUGUCAUAGGGAGGGAUAGAGAAUAUUUGGAAGAAAUAAUAUGAUAUACCACCUGGGUACAUAAUAUCUGUGUCUGCCUUCGAGGAGUCAACAUGUUAUAGGGCAUAACAGUAAGCCUAUUCGUGUGCGAAUUUGGUUAUGUUCCUGGUGACAAGACUGGAAAUGGUGCUACUCUUUAUUCAAAAAAGCCACGUAAGCACCAUUUGAAGAACAAAAAUAAGUCCUGAUUGAGAUCUGAAAGCCUUCCAUUGAUACUUCCAUUGACCAGGAGAGCAUCAGCAUCAAACUUGCUUAAUGAGUAUCAAACAAGAACCUUCCACAAACAAUGGUGGGGUGCUCUUUAAUGAAAUGCUCAUCAUCAUUGCCAUUAACAGCAUAAAGACCACAUUACUGAGAAAACACAAAGACUAAUGACUGGAUUAAAGGGUGAUGCACACAAAAGAAAGAAUGUGAAAAAGGUUUCAGAAUAUCUGAAGUAAUUUAUAUGUUUUCCUUUUUGUUCAUGCACAAGAGUAAUUUUUUUAAUCCAGUGUAAACAGUUAGGUUGUUUUUAUGAUCGUGGUGGUGGUGGUGUAGGAGGGAGUUAAGUGCCCAAAAGACUCUUAAUCUCUGAAGUACAAUAUACUAGGAUAUUUCUACUUAAACUGAUCAUUUGUAUCAAAUUUUUCUUGGAACUCAAUGUGUCCUUUCAGUAUUUAGACUUUGUUUUAGGAAAAUAUGUUUACCUUUCUUUCCCUCUGUUCUCAGUGUUCUGGUGUCAGCUUCAUAAACGCCUGUGGCAGAGUGUGUCAUGGAUGCCAGUUAUUCAUAUGUUAGUUCUCCUUUGUCUGUUAUCACUAUUAUUUUUCGAACUUUUCUUUUCUCCUUUUAAAUCUUUGCAUUUUGCUAUUCUGUUUUAUUCCCAAGAAUCUCUUUCUAGGAGAAUCUCUGUGCUGUUUCUAGUGUCCCUCUCUGGCCAAGUAAUUUUUAAAUUCUCUCUGUUGCCGUUACUAUUCCUUAGA